Messenger RNA from Parasteatoda tepidariorum (common house spider), 3821 nucleotides. RefSeq names its product trans-L-3-hydroxyproline dehydratase. Gene Ontology annotation, molecular function: hydro-lyase activity. The record is from RefSeq and is a predicted model, not a curated record. Lineage: Eukaryota; Metazoa; Arthropoda; Arachnida; Araneae; Theridiidae.
UCUAAUAUUGCGUAAUCUAAUGUUUACAUAAUCAAACCGUGAUAACCAACGAGUUGGGUGAUAACUUCUGAUACAUAAAAAAGUCGCUCUUUCGUAAUUCUAUUAUUUAUUUUAUUGCUUAAAGUGAUAUAUAGUUUUAUUUUUCUUGCUUAGGAGUGAUAAUACUCAGUUUUUGCAGUUAUUAAGUAAUUAGUUUGGUUAGUGGAAUUUAAAAAAGAAAUAUUGAAACGAAACGACUUCCAAUUAAAAACAAACAGUAAAAUGUUAAAGACUGGUGAGAAAAUCAUGAAAAUCGAAACUCACGACAUGCACACCGGAGGUGAGCCUGUGCGAAUCGUCGUUUCCGGCAUGCCUGAACUGAAGGGUUCUACAAUUUUGGAAAAGCGGGAUUAUGCACGAACUCAUUUGGACGACUUCCGCAAAUUAAUAAUGAACGAGCCGAGGGGUCACAAAGACAUGUAUGGUGCUAUUAUAAAUCAAGUGGACCCAUUUGACAAAGACAUAGGGGCAAUCUUCUUCCAUAAUGAAGGUUACAGUUCAAUGUGUGGUCAUGCUGUUAUAGCUCUUGGCCGGUAUGUAUUAGAUAGAGGAUUGGUAAGGCCUACUUCUCCUGAAACUGAGAUAGUAUUUCACUGUCCUUGCGGACCUGUCAAAACUGUAGUCCAGUAUAAUAAUGGUUUUAGUGGACGGGUUUCUUUCCGUAGUGUUCCUGCUUUUGUUUACAAACUUGGCAUUGAUGUUAAAGUUCCUUCAAUUGGAGUAACUAAAAUUGACAUUGCAUUUGGUGGGGCAUUUUAUGCAAUUGUUGAAGAUAAAGCCCUUGGUUUAGACAUUAAAGCUACACCUUUAUCUGAAAUUGUGAAAUGUGCUUCUUCAAUUACAGAAUAUGUCAAAAAGCAGGUACCAAUAGUUCAUCCUUUUGAGAAAGAUUUGAGUUUCUUAUAUGGUACUAUUAUCACGGAUGGAAAUGAUAACUAUGAAGAUGGGCCAUCUACUAACAUUUGCGUUUUUGCAGAUAAGGAGGUGGAUCGGAGUGCAACUGGAUCAGGUGUAACAGCUCGAAUCGCUCUUCAGUUUAAAAAAAGGAAGAUGACACUGAAUCAAUCAAAAGAAUUUAGAAGUUUGAUAGGAACUGCAUUCUCAGGGAAGGCUGUUGAGGAGACAAUAUUUUCUGAAUAUAAAUCUGUCAUUGUUGAAGUAUCUGGUAUGGCAUAUCACACUGGAUCUCACACUUUUUACUUAGAGAAAGGUGACCCUCUAGGAACAGGAUUUCAACUAGAUCGAUAAUCAUUGUUUGUUAUUAAGGAGUCAUAUCACAAGUCUCUUUUUUUUUUUGGGUAAAAGUUUUUUUUCUUAUGCAUAUUAAGUUUUAAAAUAUUUUAGUUUCUCAAUAUUUGUCUUUUUUCAUAUAAUUUUAAAAGAAGUCGAAAAUAACUUUUAUAAUAUUACAGGGUGUGAAGCGUUUUUGAAAAGUGCUUAUGUUGGAUUUAUGUUUUUUGAAAAAAAAACUUUAAAGGUGCUUUUUUUUUCAAUUCGGUAUUUGUAAAAAGUGCUAACUUUUAAAAAGAGAUUUUUCUUUUCUGUGUCGAUUGUCGUUCUAAAUUACAAAAUUUUCACAAUUUUCUCUGCAAUAUUUAUAACAAACUAGUUAUUUUAUCAUGAUUAUGUAAAGUUUUCGAAAACGGUUUUGAAUAUUACUGAUUUUAUGUUUAAAAAUUAAGAACUUUAAAGAUAGGAAGAAAAAAAAAUUAUUACUGCAAAGAUCCUAAUUAUGAUUUUUUUUUUGGAAAGUGAUUAAAAAUAUAUUUUGAGGGCUUAAAAAAUAUUUAAAAGGUGCUUAUUUUUUGUUGAAAAAUCUGACUACCACACUCAGUAUUAAUUUAAUAUUGAAAAUCUGUUUAAUAUUUUAUAUCAUGUUACACUACACACAUUCCUUCACAUUUAUGAAUAGUUCCUGAUAAAUAACAGUUUCAUAGUCCAGUUUUUUAUUAAAAUUAAUUACUAAUCUUUUUUUAAAAAAGGGGUACUUCGCAACUUCUUCCGCUUUUAAUAAGAUUUUUUUUUAAUAUUUUUAGUUACAGUAAUUUUUAUGCUUCACCUUUUUGUAUUUGAUUUAUAAUGAUUUAGUCCAGUGUUUCCCAAACUUUUGUGUACCCUUUCUAAAUUUUUUGUAACGCUGUGUACCACUAAUAAAGAAAAUGAAUGUAUUUUUUACUAUAAAAAAGUUGCACAGAAGUUAAAAAUCACUACAGACUGUCGACACCACCAAUUACGAACUGUUAACUCUGCAAAAAAUAGCCAAUAGAAAAGUACGUAAUCGUAAAUUGUCCUAUCUAGCUUUCUUUUUAAUUUUGCUUUAAAAUUUUCGCUUGUUGCAAGAUAGAACGUGUACUAUACUUUAGGAAACACUGAUUUAGUCCAUAAUUGUAAAUAAUUUAAAGUAAUAAUAAGUCUGUUGUUCAGUGAAAUUUUAUUGUAAGCAUAAUCUUAGUUGUUAAUUGGCUAUCACUAUAUACGCUACCCUACAAUAAUUGAAGAAACACUUUCAGUUUUGUUUUUUUAAAUCUCUCAAACUUAACAAUAAAGUUCAAAGCUUUCAGAAGUUUGAGGGAUCAAAAGCAGUUCAUGAACAUUUUACAUCAGAAAAUAUAACAAUAAGCUUGUAUGGAUAUUCUUUUAUUAUAUGCUUUUCGUGAGCCCUGCUUAAAUAUUGAGGAAUAUUAUAUUAAAAAAAAACUAAGUUUUUUUUUGUCUUAUGUUUCUCGCUAUAACUUUAAAAAAAAUUUGGAGCAAUUUUUAAUUCAUAUGUAAAUAAUUUGAAAAGAUUUUAUUAGAAAUUGCACAAGACGUGAGCUUUUAAAGUAAUUCUUUCAUACGGCAACUAAGCAGAAAACAUCUAAAAUAAAUUUCCAACUUUUGUAUUUGGUAGCUACUGAAAAAAGUCCAAUUUUAGUAUCUUGAAAAUUUGAAAAGUUACUACCAAUUUGUUAAGGGGUUUUACACAAAUUUUAUUUUAUACCAUUUAACUAUAUUUAUUAAAAAUGAUGCCGACAUAAUAGAAAACAAUCCUCUGUUAAAGUAUGUUUUCUUUUUUUGUAAAGAGAAUCAUUUUAGAGCAUUACAAUUUGACACAAAAUGAUAUUUGUGAAAAACCCUUGAAGCUUUCUUUAAAAAUUUACAGAAACUUUUUAUAUGUUUAAGCUAUUCAAAUCUGACUUUUAUUAAUUACCAAAUACAAUUCACUACAAAAUUGAAAUAUUUUUCUGUUUAUGAGCAGUAUGAAAUAACUACUUUGAAUGCUCAUACUUUGUUUCAUUUUCAAUGAAAUUGCUUAAAAAAAGGUAAGACAAAAAUUACUUUUUUAAGAAUCUCCAUAAAUAGUUAAGCGGGGAUUACAAAACUUUAUGCAGUUAUUACAUGUAAUAACCAAAGUAAUUGAUAUUAUUUAUAAGUUUAUUGCCGAUCCCUCUAACCUCUGAAAGUUUUAAACUUUAUUGAUAAGUAGGAGAAAUCAAGAGACCUAAACAGCGAUAAAAUAAUUCUCUUAAGUAUUUUGUGAGAAAUUUAAAAUAAAGUCAAUUAUUGUAUGGUAGUGUAUAUGGAUGUCUAUGGUCAACAGAGUGAUAAUUAAUAAAAAAAGUUUAAAGAUUCAAAAUAAUUUUACUAGUGCUUUUGUAAGCAAACUUUUAUUGAACAAGAAAUGAUAAAAACAACAAUGAAGAAAAAGCUUCAAAAUGAAUGUAAUAUUCCUUAACAAUAGUUACAACAUAAAUAUACUUCCAUUUCAUAAAAACAAUAACUGCAUCAUUUUUCAAGUUAAA